AGCACGUGACAGCCAUGAGCUAGGAGCAGACAUCUGUACGAUGAACCUGUUACCGAGGAGCAGUAAGGAGUUCUCCUCCAGCGAGUACUGGGAGCAGUUCUUCAGGCGCAGGGGGGAGCGGGCCUUUGAGUGGUAUGGCGGGUACCUGGAGCUGUGUGCUGUGCUGCACAAGUACAUUAAGCCCAAAGACAAGGUCUUGGUUGUGGGAUGUGGGAACUCCGAGUUGAGUGAACGACUCUAUGAUGCCGGAUGCCAAAAUCUAACAAACAUAGAUGUGAGCGAGGUGGUCAUUCGACAGAUGAACGAGCGCAAUGCCAGUAGACGGCCCAACAUGACUUACCAACUGAUGGAUGCCACCAAGACUACAUUUACAGAUUCCCAGUUCCAAGCUGUGCUAGAUAAGGGGACGCUGGAUGCAAUACUCACUGACACUGAGGCUGGCACCCUGGGCACUGCCACCCAGUUACUGACUGAAAUUGGCCGAGUCCUCCAGUGUGGCGGGCGCUAUCUUUGUGUAUCCCUGGCUCAAGCCCAUGUGCUGGAGAAGCUGGUCACACAGUUUUCUCAAGGAGGAUGGAUGGUUCGUAUUCACCAGGUUUCUGGAAAUGUCAGUCAGGAGUCUGGCAGCCAGUUUCCCCUGCCCGUGUUUGUAUUUGUAAUGACUAAAGUGAAGCAGAUGCCAGGGUUCCCUCAAGUCUUGGAGAUGAUGCCAGAUGAUGAAGGUGGCAAAUCUGUGCGCUGUGGAAGCCCUAAUGAAUUGAUGGACAUGGUGAAGGAAAGACAGAGCUAUGCACUGAUCCGAACCCGCUUGACACAGAACCAGAGUUCUUCAGAAGUGUCACUGGACUUAUGUGAUGGGGUCUCUGGAAAAACGCGCUAUACCUUUCAUGUGGUGGAUUGUCCAACAAUACGAUCUCACUCCAAUCACUUUGCUAUAUUUAUCGUUCCACAAGGAAGGGAAACGGAGUGGCUUUUCGGUUCAGAGACAGGACGGAGACAAUUGGCAACAGGCGUCGGAUUCCAUCGUCUGCUAAUUGUGGCCUUGCAUAGAGAUCAGCAGUAUGACAGCAUGGAAGCCAUUCAGUCUGAGUUGUCUGCCAAAGUGCUGGAACUUGCUCCACCAGGGUUGCCCGAUAAUCAGCAGGUUCCAUUUUUGUCAGCUGGUGGAGACAUUGGAAUCCGGACGGUCCAGUAUCGUGGCAGGAGUGAACUCAGCGGGGACUAUGUGGUGGAGGACGUACGAGGCGAUGGAACAAGCUAUUUUAGGCGUCUUAUUUUCCUCAGUAACCAAAAUGUAGUCCAGUCCGAGGUUCGGCUACUGCCAAGUAACACUCACAGUGGUCAGAAAAAGAAGAGAAAAGACAAGAAGAAGCAGCAGACCCCAACCGGCAAGAUAGAGCCAGAAACUACACAUGUGAUUGACAAGAGCUACCUCUGCUGUGAACACCAUAAAGCAAUGAUUUCUGGGCUCUCACUCCUUCACAAUCCUGGAGUAGCUCCAGACCACCACACGUCUGUACUGGUGGUAGGGCUCGGCGGAGGCAGUCUGUCACUCUUUAUUCAUGACUACUUCCUGGGCUCACAAGUCGAAGCUGUUGAAAUUGAUUCCGCGGUCCUGGAUGUCGCCAGCUGCUGGUUUGGGUUCUCUCUGGACGAUCGUUUGAAGGUUCAUCUUGCUGAUGGUCUAUCUCAUAUAAAUGACCUGGCCGAAAAAGGAAAAGCUUCUUAUGACGUGGUGAUGUUCGAUGUGGACAGCAAAGAUACCAGCCUCGGUAUGAGCUGCCCACCGCCUGCUUUUGUGGAGAAGAAGUUUUUACAGAACGUCCACAAGAUCUUGAAGGAUGAUGGUAUCUUCAUACUGAACCUGGUGUGCCGGGACCCUGUGUUGAAGAAGAAAGUGAUAAAUAGCAUCCGUGAAGUUUUCCCACUGAUUUAUGUGCAAAAGAUUGAGGAUGAGGUGAAUGAAAUCCUGUUUUGCCGACCUGUUUCUGAUCAAAGUCGUGACCUCUCUGAUCUAAAAGAGUCUGCAAGAAGCUUAGAGAAACGGUUAAAGAGACCAGGGAUGCUCUGGGACGAAAGCUUUGUCCUUGCUGACAUGUUCAAAUCAGUCCACAUCGUCUAGGAUUGUGCGGAAAUCACCAGUGGUCGCCUUAGCAAAGGAAUACGUGGAGCAAAUACUUUAUGUCGACAUGGGGACAAUGUAGAGAAAGCCCAAAUCCACAAAGUAUGGCGUCUGCUUUAAUAAAAUGUACCAAUUCUAUAUGA
This is a messenger RNA of Bufo gargarizans (Asiatic toad), 2265 nucleotides long. RefSeq names its product methyltransferase 13, eEF1A lysine and N-terminal methyltransferase (gene METTL13). NCBI's taxonomy places the organism in Eukaryota, Metazoa, Chordata, Amphibia, Anura, Bufonidae. The transcript is spliced from 8 exons. The record is from RefSeq and is a predicted model, not a curated record. The coding region runs from base 41 to 2122 and encodes 693 amino acids.